UCGAUAGACCCUGCCGAAAACAACGAAGGCAAAACAACACUAAGCAAUAAUCCUUCGAUCUCCGACUUUUACCUGUUUUGUGGCCUUCCCGCGGCGUUGCUGUUGCAAAUACACACAUUUUCCGGCAGCCAGAGGCCGCGUGCAGUUGGCAAACACCAAAAACGGCCAUCAACUGGCAAAAAAACCAUCAAACCAUCGCGCCAUCGCGUUUAUCGAAAGCAGAUCGCGCUCGUCACUAGAGAGCAACUAAAUAAGUGUUGAAUUUCAUAGAAUUGCGUUGUAUUUGGCUGGCCGAAAAGUUGGCAAAAACCAGCAGCCAUCUCGAGGACUUGGUGCAGUGUUUUUGCGGCACACCAUUCCAAAGAAUCACGCGCACUAUUUGGCGCUACUUUCGGCGAAUUGCAAUUUUUGCGCAAGCCCUUUUUUUUUUGCCUGCCCACAAGACACUUUUCACAAUAGCAACAACAAGGCAGCGAAAAACGUGCUAAGGCAGGCAUUCUUUGUUGUUGCACGAGCUUCCGGGGAGAAGGGAGAAAACCAAGAUGCCCAAGCGCGGCGGCGGCGGAGGCGGCAACGGCGGCGGUGGCCAGCGGUACAACAACAACAACGUCGGCAAUGGCGGCGGCCGUUACGCCGCUCUCGAGGAUUUCGAUGAAGUGGAGGACCGCCAGCGACGCAAGGACCGCAACAAACGUCGCGUCAGCUUUAAGCCCUCGCAGUUCCCGCACAACAAGAAGGACAUCAAGCUGCGUCCCGAGGAUCUGCGCCGCUGGGACGAGGACGAUGACAUGAACGACAUGACCACUACAGUCAGGCAGGAUCGACCCACCUCGCGACGACGAGGAUCGCCCAUUCCGCGCGGCAAGUUCGGCAAACUGAUGCCCAACAGCUUUGGCUGGUACCAAGUGACGUUGCAAAAUGCACAGAUCUACGAAAAGGAGACCAUUUUGCGUGCCCUCUUGGCGGCCAUGUCGCCGCAUGCCUUCAUACCGCAGUACUGGCGAGCGGAGCGCAACUGCGUGGUCUUCUUCACCGACGACUACGAGACGGCCGAGCGCAUCCAGAAUCUGGGCAAGCACGCCCAGCUGCCCGACGGAUACAGGCUGAUGCCGCGCGUGCGCAGCGGCAUACCACUGGUGGCCAUCGACGAUGCCUUCAAGGAGGCCAUGAAGGUCGCGAUGGCCAAGCGCUAUAAUGUCCAGACCAAGGCGCUGGAUCUCUCACGCUUCCAUGCCGAUCCCGAUCUCAAGCAGAUCUUCUGCCCGCUCUUCCGGCAGAACGUGAUGAGCGCCGCCAUCGACAUUAUCUGCGACAAUAUACCCGAUCUGGAGGCCAUCAACCUGAACGAAAACAACAUGACCAGCAUGGAGGCCUUCAAAGGGGUGGAGAAGCGCAUACCGAACCUCAAGAUUCUCUAUUUGGGGGAUAACAAGAUACCAUCGCUAGCCCACCUUGUGGUCUUUCGCAAUCUGUCCAUUCUGGAGCUGGUCUUGAAGAACAAUCCCUGCCGUUCCCGCUAUAAGGACUCGCAGCAUUUUAUCAGCGAAGUACGUCGCAAGUUCCCCAAACUGAUCAAGUUGGACGGGGAGACCCUGGCGCCGCAGGUCACCUUCGAUAUAACCGAGCAGGGACGCAUUCUCGAGACGAAGGCCUCCUUCCUGUGCGACAACGCUGGCGCCGAGGUGGUGCGCCAGUUCCUGGACCAGUACUUCCGCAUCUUCGACUCGGACAACCGGCAAUCCCUGCUGGAUGCCUACCACGAGAACGCCAUGCUGUCCAUAACGAUGCCGUCGGCCAACCAGGCGGGCAGCAGGCUGAACAGCUUCUGGAAGUUCAAUCGCAACCUGCGUCGCCUGGUGAAUGGCGAGGACAACCGCACUCGCCACCUGAAGUACGGACGCCUGGCCUGCGUGUCCACGCUGGACGAAUGGCCAAAGACGAUUCACGAGCGUCGCACCUUCACCGUUGACCUGACCAUUUUCAAUACUUCCAUGAUGGUCUUCACGGUGACGGGACUGUUCAAGGAGCUGAACGGCGAGGUCAGCACGUCGUCCUCCUCCAUGUCCUCCCAGUACGAGCUGCGCCACUUUCUCCGCACCUACGUGGUGGUGCCGCAGAACACCGGCUACUGCAUCCGCAACGAGACCAUCUUCAUCACGAACGCCUCGCAGGAGCAGGUGCGUGAGUUCAAGCGCUCGCAGCACCAGCCGGCACCGGGAGCCAUGGCCAGCACCUCGAGCAGCGCCACGGCGACCAGUGCGCAGUCGCAGCCCGCGGCGACGAGUCUGCAGGGUCGUCUGAAUCCCGUUGGCGUAGCGACUGGGCCGGUGGCCAUUCUGCCAGGAGCACCGCUGGCAUCCAGCGCACCCGGUGGCAGCGGCAGUGCCGCCAUAACGGCAGGAGCCGUGGCACCCAGUGGAGCCCCGGCAGCGAGCAUGGAUGAAAGCACCAAAAUGCAGAUGAUCCAGGCCAUGAGCGCGCAAAGCCAAAUGAAUGUGCUCUGGAGCCGCAAAUGCCUGGAGGAAACGAAUUGGGACUACAACCAUGCCGCCUUCGUUUUCGAGCAGCUCUUCAAGGAGAACAAAAUACCGCCCGAGGCUUUUGUCAAGUAAAUCUCAGACAUUUGAGCCGCCCGAAGAACAGAGCCAAGUGCCACACGUAUACAAAAUCAAAUGUUUUUGUUUAUUCGUUUUUGUAUGUAAUUAAAUACUUUUAAUUAAUUUCGUUUAGAGUCACAUCUAAAUUGUAAAGAACUGGUGAAGUUGCGUGCCCAAGAGCCACAACGAUCCCAGCCUUUGAUAGGUAUCUAAAUUUAACUCGCUUUAAGUUCCGUACGCAGAAUCCCUAGCCCACUUAAAGAAUAAAACUGAGCGCCAGGAAGAUGAGUGUGCGCACGGUUUGCCCUCUUAGAAUUUAAAAUUGUUUUAUAUCCCUAAGAAACCACACGCAAAAAAAAGAAAUACACUUAAAUUCUGUAUACAACAAUGUUGUCGAAACACAACGCAAAAACAAUUAUUAUUUAACCACAAAACGUAACCCUAACCAGGCCAUCAAGUCUUUCCUGGAAGAGGCGAUGUCUGGCCGAGCAUGUGUGGCGCCCAUCCCUAGCAUCCAAUUUCGCCCAUCCCGCCUUCCCUGCCCCACAAGUAGCCUUAACUUUUGUACACAAAGACCAUCGAACGAAGACAAACACUUUGUUUGAGUGCGGCAAAUAAACAUUUACUAAUGCGGACCUUGGACUAGCAAUAACAAUGACCACUGUGUAAAUUUUGUAAUGACUCAGAAACCAACAUUACCUUUAUUCCCUAAUAGCGAAAAUAAUAACAAUUAAAGUUCACGCUUAGUCCUAAGUCCAAUUGAGUUUAAGUUUAUGUGGUAUAUAGGAUUUAUAUACAUAAUAAAAUAAGUGUAGAAUCGUAAAUAAAUUGAGGAGAAUCGAAUGAAAA
This is a messenger RNA of Drosophila biarmipes, 3446 nucleotides long. It is a transcript of the gene sbr, whose product is annotated as nuclear RNA export factor 1. The transcript is spliced from 10 exons. The record is from RefSeq and is a predicted model, not a curated record. NCBI's taxonomy places the organism in Eukaryota, Metazoa, Arthropoda, Insecta, Diptera, Drosophilidae. Gene Ontology annotation, cellular component: nucleus; cytoplasm. The coding region runs from base 543 to 2612 and encodes 689 amino acids. Gene Ontology annotation, biological process: poly(A)+ mRNA export from nucleus. Gene Ontology annotation, molecular function: RNA binding; protein binding.